CAUUAUCUAGAAAUAUUCCGACCGAUGGUUGCAUAAAGCGCUCUUUUCAACCACUCCUAUAGUUUAUACACUUUGUAGUUUCUGUUUGUUUGUUUUUUUUUUGGAUACCGGCGGUGGACCAGAGUAUUGUUGUUUAUAUUUUUCUCAAUUCAUUUCCUCUGGGGUGGUUCGCUCUAUGAGUGGUUAACAUGAAUAAAGUGAUCGGUUUUUUCGGGGGCAAGAAGAAGGAGCCGCGCGAGGAACAGUACAACCCCUGCAUAGGUAGUCCGACGAACGUCCAGCACGAUAUUCACGUACAUAAAACCGACGAUGGGAAACUGGAAGGACUUCCCACCGCUUGGCAGAAGCAGAUCCAGAGUCAGUUCACCGAGGAUGAGUUGUCGCACAAUUACCAAGCGGCGGUGAACGCAGUGAAAUACUUGAAUUAUACGGCUACCCACAAGCAUGGCGACUUCAAAUUCUUCAUCACCGAGAAGAACAUCGAGGAGGAAACGAAUGCCAUCGAUAGGUUUAUGGAGAAGGGCGGUCACAGCAGCCGCGAUGAUAGUUACGAGAAGUUGGAGAAGGAAUUGCCUCCGGCCUUGCCGCCGAGGGCGGACAAAACGCAGACUUUGGUGACGCCGCAGCCGGUUAAACCCAAGGAAGCGGUGGUGAAGGAUAUCGCCAAGAGUUUGGAUAACCUGAGCGUGGACGCGGAGCAACCGGUGCUUCGCAGAAAAACCAAAGAGAUUCAGUUCAUCAGCGAUCACGAUUACCUGCAGAAGAUCAAGAAACUGUGCAAUCCCAGUGAUCCGGAGACGAAGUACGUGAAGGACAUGAAGGAUUUGGGCACGGGCGCUUCGGGCAUCGUGUUCGUAGCCACGAACAAGCAGACCCACCAGAAGGUGGCAAUAAAGGACAUAGACAUGACGAGGCAGAACCGCAAGGAACUGCUGUACGGCGAGAUAAAGAUCCUGAAGGAUCUGUCUCACAAGAAUCUGGUGAACUUCAUCGAGGCCUUCGUUCUGGAGAUGAAUCUGUGGGUGGUGAUGGAGCUGCUGGAAGGUGGACCGCUGACCGACGUGGUCACAGAGACUAUCAUGAAGGACGCGCAGAUCGCUGCAGUUACCUACGAGGUGUUGCAAGGUGUGAACUACCUGCACUCGCAUGGCGUCAUCCACAGAGACAUCAAGUCCGAUAACAUACUGUUGGGUAUGGAUGGAACUGUUAAGGUCACGGAUUUCGGGUUCUGCGCGAACGUGACCGGAGACGAACAAAGGGAAACGAUGGUCGGGACUCCCUUCUGGAUGGCGCCCGAGGUCGUGUCCAGGAAGAUGUACGGCAAGAAAGUGGACAUCUGGUCAUUAGGUAUAAUGGUGAUCGAAAUGAUCGACGGGGAGCCGCCCUAUCUGAAGGAGCCACCGCUGAGAGCGCUGUACUUGAUCGCAGCUAACGGCAGACCGACGAUAGAGAAAUGGGAUAAACUUGAUUCAAGGCUGAGGGACUUCCUGGACUGCUGUCUUCAAGUGGACGUCAACGAGAGAGCUACUGCCAGUGAAUUGCUCAGACAUCGGUUCCUCGAUGACCGAAUGGACCUGUCAACGCUGACGCCGCUCAUCAAAGCUGCCAAGAAGCAGCUCAGGAAAGAUUGGUAACGAGAUCGUAUACUUCACAGGAUCAUUUCUGUUGUAUAUCUCACAUAUUUCACGAACGUGAACGUAUACAUAUAUUUACAUAUUUUAAAGAACCUAUUACAAUUGCAUUUGACAACUUCGGAGGUUUUACUUGAGAUUCCAUUUAAAAUUUGUUUUUCUAUAUUUGUUAAAUAACCAAAUGAUCUCUCUUGGUUACAUUCUGACGCAAUCCCAGUAUUUUCUUUCUAUAUAUUUUUUUUUGUCUUAAAUUAUACUAUAACCAAAAAAUAUACAAACGAAUGGUGCCUUACAUACAUAUAAGAACAAACAUUUUUUAAAGGUUGUUAAAAUAUUUUUAUAAAAUUAUAUUGACUUAAUUAUUAUUCCUCGCUUAUUAUUUUUCUCUGUCUUCCCAAACAUUGACGCUGUCAAAUAGAUGAUUUUUAUACCUUACAAAUAACAAAUAUUAUCUUAAUGUGCACCAAAUAACAUGUGCAAUACUUUCAACAUAUUUCGCGUGUCUCAAUUCAAUUUAAAUUGUGAAGUUGUAUUCCCAUUAUCAAUAAAAAUAAUAUAAUUUCUUACUAUAAA
Messenger RNA from Nicrophorus vespilloides, 2204 nucleotides. It is a transcript of the gene Pak3, whose product is annotated as serine/threonine-protein kinase PAK 1. Gene Ontology annotation, molecular function: ATP binding; protein serine/threonine kinase activity. Gene Ontology annotation, biological process: intracellular signal transduction; protein phosphorylation; regulation of axonogenesis. NCBI's taxonomy places the organism in Eukaryota, Metazoa, Arthropoda, Insecta, Coleoptera, Silphidae. The record is from RefSeq and is a predicted model, not a curated record. Gene Ontology annotation, cellular component: cytoplasm. The transcript is spliced from 3 exons. The coding region runs from base 189 to 1634 and encodes 481 amino acids.